GGUUCUGGGCCUAUUCACGGCAUUCAGGGGGAAAUGGGUGAGUCCCAAGCUCUUCCUCUCAUCAACUUCUUCCCGUUCCACGCAGACCAACCAGACAUUAAGAAUUGAGAUCCUGCAACCGCAACAAUGGCGGCCAUGGCGAACACCUCUCGUCUCCCCACCCCCUGCAGCCUCCCAACCAUCAGCAUCGGCGCUAAGAGCAGGAGGCUAGCUGUGGCGGCCGUCAGAUGCGGUCCCGGCGGCAGCAGGAGCCACCGGAGGAGCCUUGGGGUCUUGCUGUGUCGAUCCUCGUCCACGGCCGGAGCCCAAGGGAGCACGAGGAUGGAGGACUAUAACACCGCCAUGAAGCGGAUGAUGCGUAACCCCUACGAGUACCAUCACGAUCUCGGCAUGAACUAUGCUGUCAUAAGUGAGAGCUUGAUUGUUGGCUCACAGCCUCAGAAGCCUGAAGAUAUCGAUCGCUUGAAAAAUGAAGAGCGAGUAGCAUAUAUUCUUUGCUUACAGCAGGACAAGGACAUUGAAUAUUGGGGCAUUGACUUCCAAUCCAUUGUCAAUAGGUGCAAAGAACUUGGCAUUCAGCACAUCAGGAGACCGGCCGUGGAUUUUGAUCCAGACUCACUGAGGUCGCAACUGCCGAAAGCAGUUUCGGCGCUAGAAUGGGCUACGUCGCAGCGCAAAGGGCGGGUUUAUGUCCACUGCACCGCUGGGCUUGGGAGAGCACCUGCGGUUGCAAUCGCUUACAUGUUUUGGUUUGAGAACAUGGAUCUUAACACGGCUUAUCAGAAGCUAACCUCCAUAAGGCCCUGUGGACCCAGCAAGAGAGCCAUCCGCGCCGCAACCUAUGAUCUAGCUAAGAACGAUCCAUCCAAAGAGCCUUUUGAGAACCUUCCGGAGCACGCUUUUGAGGGCGUUGCAGACUGGGAGAGGAAGUUGAUUCAUGACCGGGUGCGUGCUCUUCACGAAGCAUGAGCAGAAGAAACUUUCUCCACGCGUCAAGAAGGGGGGAACUAAGCUUCCUAAUGAGGCAAUGGCUGUGCUUCGGCACCAGAUCAUUAGAUGUCGAAACGAUAAAGUUUGUUCUCAAUAAAGCUUAUACGACGCCAUAUUUGUUGCUGGGUAGUUUGUAAUAGUCACUAAUAGGAAGGAAAUAAAGAGGGCCUUGCAUGAGAUUCCAGCUGGUGUCUUCACCUUUGUGGUGACUGCAAAUGAGAUGCCCAUCCAUUAAUGGCAUGGCGCAUUGUAGGUAUAUUGUGUAAAUAAACCUGUGGAUCUUCAUUUGAGGAACAUCACUUCUGUAAAAGUUUAUUUGAAGAUACGGCCAGCUUUGC
Messenger RNA from Zea mays, 1328 nucleotides. RefSeq lists its product as uncharacterized. The transcript has 4 exons. Gene Ontology annotation, cellular component: chloroplast. NCBI's taxonomy places the organism in Eukaryota, Viridiplantae, Streptophyta, Magnoliopsida, Poales, Poaceae. Gene Ontology annotation, biological process: protein dephosphorylation; starch catabolic process. The record is from RefSeq and is marked validated. The coding region runs from base 127 to 969 and encodes 280 amino acids. Gene Ontology annotation, molecular function: carbohydrate phosphatase activity; starch binding.